GUUCCCGCCCUUGCUCAAGCGCCCAGGUAGCUGCGAGGAAAGUUUUGCGGCGGCUGUGUUAGCGGCACGUCUCUCGCUCCUCAGGGCCGCUGCUAGGCUUGCCUAGUCCCGAGACUGCUCUCGCUCCUACUGCCACUCUCCCGCGCUCUCCUAGCUCCCUGCACAGCAGGAUGGCCGAGACCGUGCGCCCCGCGUGCUUGCUGGUGGUGGCGAUGCUGCUCAGCUUGGACUGCCUGGGACAGGCUCAGCCACCGCCGCCUCCAGACGCCACCUGUCAUCAAGUCCGUUCUUUCUUCCAGAGACUGCAGCCCGGACUCAAAUGGGUUCCCGAAACCCCCGUGCCAGGAUCAGAUUUGCAAGUAUGUCUCCCCAAGGGCCCAACAUGCUGCUCAAGAAAGAUGGAAGAAAAAUACCAACUAACAGCUCGAUUGAACAUGGAACAACUGCUUCAGUCUGCCAGUAUGGAGCUCAAGUUCUUAAUUAUUCAGAAUGCUGCAGUUUUCCAAGAGGCCUUUGAGAUUGUUGUUCGCCAUGCCAAGAACUACACCAAUGCCAUGUUCAAGAACAACUACCCAAGCCUGACCCCUCAAGCUUUUGAGUUCGUGGGUGAAUUUUUCACGGACGUCUCUCUUUACAUCUUGGGUUCUGACAUCAAUGUGGACGAUAUGGUCAAUGAAUUGUUCGAUAGCCUGUUUCCAGUCAUCUAUACCCAGAUAAUGAACCCAGGCCUGCCUGAGUCAGCUUUAGACAUUAACGAGUGCCUCCGUGGAGCAAGACGUGACUUGAAAGUAUUUGGCAACUUCCCCAAGCUUAUCAUGACCCAGGUUUCCAAGUCCCUGCAAGUCACUAGAAUCUUCCUCCAGGCUCUGAAUCUUGGAAUCGAAGUGAUCAACACUACAGAUCACCUGAAGUUCAGUAAGGACUGUGGCCGUAUGCUCACCCGUAUGUGGUAUUGCUCUUACUGCCAAGGACUGAUGAUGGUUAAGCCCUGUGGUGGUUACUGCAAUGUGGUCAUGCAAGGCUGUAUGGCAGGCGUGGUCGAGAUUGACAAGUACUGGAGAGAAUAUAUUCUGUCUCUGGAGGAGCUGGUGAAUGGCAUGUACAGGAUCUACGACAUGGAGAACGUGCUCCUUGGUCUCUUUUCCACAAUCCAUGACUCCAUCCAGUAUGUCCAGAAGAACGGAGGCAAGCUGACUACCACUAUUGGCAAGUUAUGUGCCCAUUCUCAACAACGCCAGUAUAGAUCUGCUUAUUACCCUGAAGAUCUGUUUAUUGACAAGAAAGUAUUAAAAGUUGCUCAUGUAGAACAUGAAGAAACCUUAUCUAGCCGAAGACGGGAACUCAUUCAGAAGCUGAAAUCGUUCAUCAACUUCUACAGUGCUUUGCCUGGCUACGUCUGCAGCCAUAGCCCUGUGGCCGAGAACGACACUCUGUGCUGGAAUGGACAAGAACUCGUGGAGAGAUACAGUCAAAAAGCGGCAAGGAAUGGAAUGAAGAAUCAAUUCAACCUCCAUGAGCUGAAAAUGAAGGGCCCUGAGCCAGUGGUUAGCCAAAUCAUUGACAAACUGAAGCACAUUAACCAGCUCCUGAGAACCAUGUCUGUGCCCAAAGGUAGAGUUGUGGAUAAAAACCUGGAUGACGAAGGGCUUGAAAGUGGAGACUGCGGUGAUGAUGAAGAUGAGUGUAUUGGAGCCUCUGGUGAUGGAAUGAUGAAAGUGAAGAAUCAGCUCCGCUUCCUUGCAGAACUGGCUUAUGACCUGGAUGUGGACGAAGCUCCUGGGAGCAAGCAACAUGUGAAUCCGGACAAUGAGAUCGCAUCUUCUUCCCAAAACCUGGGGACGGCAGCCACCCCACUGAAGAUCCUGACCAGCCUGGCCAUCUCUGUGGCCUGCUUUUCCUUUCUGGUGCACUGACUCCUCGGUGCACCACUACCCGUGCUGCCAACAGCACCAUGUGGUCCUCCCCAAAGGGAACCACCUUCUUUUUUUCUAUUUUUUUACUUAUAUACCUCCUCCAACCAUUAAGUAGAAGACUAACCAUGCGUUAUGUUUUCGAAAAUCAAAUGGGAGCUUUCUGAGGAAGGUCAAUUUUAGUAGUAGUAUAGAUUUGUCUUUUUUGCAAAAAAGAAAAAGAAAAAAAAAAUCAAGUUGUGCCAAAUUAUUUUCUUAUGUUUGGCUGCUAGAACAUGCUUGCCAUGUUUCGCUCUCUCCCUCUUUCUUUCUCUCUGCAUGGAUUUCUUUGAAAAAAAAUAAAUAAAUGUUCAAAUAAAAA
Molecule: messenger RNA, 2271 nt
Organism: Dipodomys spectabilis (banner-tailed kangaroo rat)
Lineage: Eukaryota; Metazoa; Chordata; Mammalia; Rodentia; Heteromyidae
Gene: Gpc3
Product: glypican 3
Exons: 8
Coding region: 171-1913 (580 amino acids)
Biological process (GO): regulation of protein localization to membrane; positive regulation of canonical Wnt signaling pathway; cell migration
Cellular component (GO): plasma membrane; extracellular region; cell surface
Source: RefSeq, a predicted model, not a curated record